Molecule: messenger RNA, 2640 nt
Organism: Mugil cephalus (flathead mullet)
Lineage: Eukaryota; Metazoa; Chordata; Actinopteri; Mugiliformes; Mugilidae
Gene: otx1
Product: orthodenticle homeobox 1
Exons: 4
Coding region: 565-1560 (331 amino acids)
Biological process (GO): regulation of transcription by RNA polymerase II; multicellular organism development
Cellular component (GO): nucleus
Molecular function (GO): RNA polymerase II cis-regulatory region sequence-specific DNA binding; DNA-binding transcription factor activity, RNA polymerase II-specific
Source: RefSeq, a predicted model, not a curated record
GGAGUGGGCUCUUCCAGGGGCCUCUGUGCGCCUAUAGGUCGCCUGUGCCGUCCGUCAGACGGAUGUUUGCGUCUCGAUUGGCUGCAGGAGGCGGAUCCGCAGGUGAUCCUCCGCUCAUAGAGGCGCGGGGCGGAGAGAAGGUGAUCAAUCUCCAUCCGUCUCCAUUAGAAAUCACCUUAACACUCUGACAGACAACGACAAGCCCCUUGAAAGCAAAUGAGUUUGAUUUAUUUGGCUGUAAAAACGCCGGGAACCGCACCGAGGACGCGGUGACGCCCGUAUGCUGCCGACCUGCCUGCGCGUCUCUCCGUGAUGCUGCCGCUCACUUUACGCACUCUUGUUUGUUUUUGAGCAAGUCUGCGGCCGCUCGUCGAGUUUUGUGCCCCGCAGACUUUCCCUACUGCUGGAUAUUUUUUUACUCUCCCGCUGUGGCCCGAGAGCUCUGGACGAGAAGUGAAGGAGAAGAACAAGUGACUUAAAUCGGUCCCCGGUCCCGUCAAGCUGCAGCAUCGGGGGAAACCGAACCACUGGCCUGAGCUGGGUGGAGCAGUGACCGCCUGUAGCAUGAUGUCCUACCUCAAACAGCCCCCCUAUGGCGUCAACGGCCUGGGGCUGAGCGGCGCUGCCAUGGACCUGCUGCACCCCUCAGUGGGCUACCCAGCGACUCCCAGGAAGCAGCGCCGGGAGCGGACCACCUUCACCCGCUCCCAGCUCGACGUCCUGGAGGCUCUGUUCGCCAAGACGCGGUACCCGGACAUCUUCAUGCGAGAGGAGGUGGCGCUGAAAAUCAACCUGCCCGAGUCCAGGGUCCAGGUGUGGUUCAAGAACCGGAGGGCCAAGUGUCGCCAGCAACAGCAGAGCGGCAGCAGUGCCAAAGCCAGGCCGCCCAAGAAGAAGUCUUCUCCGGCCCGGGAGAGCACCGGGUCUGAGAGCAGCGGCCAGUUCACGCCUCCUGCCGUCUCCAGCACGGGCUCUUCCUCCUCUUCGUCCUCGUCCACCAAUCACACAGGCCCGGCCGCGCUCAGCAGCACGUCUACCUCCAUCAGCACCGUCUCCUCCAUCUGGAGCCCAGCUAUCUCCCCUGGAAACGCCCCCGCUCCUGCCGUGGCCCCGCUCCCAGAGCCUGGACCCCCGUCUAAUGCCUCCUGCAUGCAGCGUUCAAUGUCAGGCUCCGCCGCUGCAGCCACCUCCUACCCCAUGUCCUAUAACCAGACGCCCGGCUACGGCCAGGGCUACCCCGCCCCCUCCAGCUCCUACUUCAGCGGCGUGGAUUGCGGCUCCUACCUGGCCCCAAUGCACUCCCACCACCACCCCCACCAGCUCAGCCCCAUGACGGCCUCGUCCAUGUCGGGCCACCCACACCACCACAUCAGCCAGUCAUCAGGCCACCACCACCAUCACCACCACCAGGCCUACGGCGGCUCCAGCCUGGCCUUCAACUCCUCCGACUGCCUGGAUUACAAAGAGCAGACUGCAGCCUCCUCGUGGAAGCUCAACUUUAACACCACGGACUGCUUGGACUACAAAGACCAGGCCUCCUGGAGGUUCCAAGUCUUGUGAUCAAGCUUUUUAUUCCUCCCUUUUCCCUCCCUGCUCGUCUGCUCCCUCUUCUUUUUAUUUCCAGAUUAGCUUAUUGUUUUUUUUUUUUGUUUUGUUUUUUUAAAGACACAAAGAGUUUAUGAACCAUAUAAUAACAAGAUAGCAGCAGGAAUGCUCCGCAACUCUUUCUUCCUCCCCUGAAAUGUCUUUAAAAAUGAGAGAAAAAAGAAAAAAAAAACUAUCCUGAAGAGAGAACGUCAGGAGUUUUUAAAGACACACCCUUCUUUGGAUGAGCAUAACAAAACUGUUUUUCAAAAAAGAAAAAAAAAAGUAAAGUCAUUUCAACCAAACUCCUUUGACCACCAGCUCUCUGGACGGGAGGAAUAUACUUUCCCCUCUAGUGCACCAACAGGAACUGCCUGCAGUGCCCUCUUACCUCCGACCCAAUCAAAUCCUGUAUAGUUUUUAUUUCUUGAAAUUUGUUAUUUUAGGAUGACAGAGAUUUUUAGUCAGCUGCACCAAGGAGCUGAAAUAUGUAAAUAUGUAUUUGGGUCAGUUACAGUGACCAUGUUUAGUUCUCUCUUUUUUUUCCUUUUUUUUUUGAAAUUGAAAUUGUUUAUUACCACUUUGGGAGUAAAAAGAGAAAAGAAAUGAAAAGAAAUAAAAAAAAAUAGUAUGUAAAUCUUUCCAAAUAUUCCAAAGAGAACAAAAUUGGCCAUCAGCUUUUAUAUCCAUUGUUUUACUCAGAUUGAAAAAAAAAAUGAAAUAAAUGUUUUGGCAAUUUGGGACGCUCUAAAUCUCAAAUGCAGCUGCAGAACCUUUCCAGAUUAUUAUUAAACCUAUUACUGUAGCCUCUACAUUUUCAAAGCAGACCUCCUCUCUUGGGCGUUGUCGUGAUAUUUGACAUGUUUGAACCGCAGCACUUGGCUUGAUAUUUGGAGUCAAAGCAUUUUUUAUUAUUUUUUUUUAUUAUUAUUAUUAUUUUAAUUUUUGGGAGAGGAAAUGUGGCUCCAAAAAUGACAGUGAGAUGUUGAAUGUAUCUUUUAAAGGCGACCCACCCUCACAUACAUGUUCAUCCAAUAAAGAUCCGUUUAAGUCAUA